This is a messenger RNA of Meleagris gallopavo (turkey), 10713 nucleotides long. RefSeq names its product SH3 and PX domains 2A (gene SH3PXD2A). Gene Ontology annotation, cellular component: cytoplasm. The record is from RefSeq and is a predicted model, not a curated record. NCBI's taxonomy places the organism in Eukaryota, Metazoa, Chordata, Aves, Galliformes, Phasianidae. Gene Ontology annotation, molecular function: phosphatidylinositol binding; superoxide-generating NADPH oxidase activator activity; protein binding. Gene Ontology annotation, biological process: superoxide anion generation.
CAGCGCCGGGAGGGAGCCUCGGGGCGCGCGAAGAUGCUGUCCUACAGCGUGCUGGACGCCAACGUGGUGGACGUGGAGAAGAGAAGGAACCCCUCGAAGCACUACGUCUAUAUCAUCAAUGUAACGUGGUCAGACCUGACCUCCCAGAUCAUCUACCGAAGAUACAGCAAGUUCUUUGACCUGCAGAUGCAGCUUCUGGACAAGUUUCCCAUUGAAGGAGGACAGAAAGACCCCAAGCAAAGAAUCAUCCCUUUUCUACCAGGUAAGAUCCUGUUCCGGAGGAGCCACGUCCGAGAUGUAGCUGUGAAGAGGCUGAAGCCCAUUGACGAAUACUGCAGGGCGCUGGUUCGACUUCCCCCUCACAUUUCACAGUGUGAUGAAGUCUUCAGGUUUUUUGAGGCUCGUCCAGAAGACCUCAACCCUCCAAAAGAGGACUAUGGAUCUUCAAAGAGAAAAUCAGUUUGGAUGUCCAGUUUGUCUGAGACUCCAAAAAAGAGUGUCGCUCCAGGUGCUGAUGCUAGUUCUGAACCCAUGAUCCUGGAGCAAUAUGUGGUGGUGUCCAACUAUGAGAAGCAGGAGAACUCUGAGAUCAGCCUCCAAGCUGGAGAGGUCGUGGAUGUCAUAGAGAAAAACGAAAGUGGAUGGUGGUUUGUGAGCACUGCAGAGGAGCAGGGCUGGGUCCCUGCUACGUACUUGGAAUCCCAAAAUGGAACCAGAGAUGAUUCUGACAUCAACACAUCCAAAACUGGGGAAGUUUCUAAGCGACGCAAGGCUCACCUGAGGCGCCUGGACCGGCGAUGGACGCUGGGCGGGAUAGUCAACAGGCAGCAGAGUCGAGAAGAGAAAUAUGUCACUAUUCAGCCGUACGCCAGCCAGGGGAAGGAUGAGAUUGGGUUCGAAAAAGGGGUCACCGUGGAGGUCAUCCAAAAGAACCUGGAAGGAUGGUGGUACAUAAGGUAUCUUGGCAAAGAGGGCUGGGCCCCAGCUUCGUAUCUGAAGAAGGCUAAAGAUGAUCUUCCAUCUAGAAAAAAGAACUUAACUGGGCCAGUGGAAAUCAUUGGAAACAUCAUGGAGAUCAGCAACCUGCUGAACAAGAAAUCCGCUGACAAGGAAACUCAAGCAGAAAAUGAGACCUCAGAAACACAUAUCACCAAGAAGGAAAUCAGUUUGCCUAUUCUUUGCAAUGACUCUAAUGGUAAUGCCAUGAUGACACCAGACAAGCAGGCUUCCAAACUGGCCCAGGGAUCUCCAGCCAUAGCAAGGAUAGCGCCACAAAGAGCUCAAAUAAGUUCUCCGAAUUUAAGGACAAGGCCACCACCACGAAGAGAAUCCAGUCUGGGUUUUCAGUUGCCCAAACCACCAGAGCCACCCUCUGUGGAAGUGGAAUACUACACCAUUGCAGAGUUCCAGUCGUGUAUCUCUGAUGGGAUAAGCUUUCGCGGUGGACAAAAGGCAGAGGUUAUAGAAAAGAAUUCUGGUGGCUGGUGGUAUGUGCAGAUUGGAGAGAAGGAAGGAUGGGCUCCAGCAUCUUAUAUUGACAAGAGGAAGAAGCCAAAUUUAAAUAGAAGAACAAGUACUUUAACCCGCCCAAAAGUUCCUCCCCCAGCACCACCCAGUAAACCUAAAGACUCUGAAGAAGGAACAACUGGAAUGGUUUCUUCAGAGAAUACCCAGGACUCUCCCCACAAGGUGAAAUAUGAAGAACCUGAGUAUGAUGUGCCUGCCUUUGGCUUUGAUUCAGAGUGUGAAGUAAAUGAAAGUCAUCGUGAAGAGGGCACUCCUGAAAAACGGCUAUUUCAGCCCCUCAAGCCCUCUCCUGUGUCAUCACUUCAGAAAGCAAAGUUCAAAGUAGGAGAGUCUUCAGAGGAUGUUGCUAAUGAAGAAGAGACCAUUUAUGAGAACGAGGGUUUCAGACGUUAUGUGGAAGAUGCUUUGUCCAAUAAGGAAUCUAGUGGAGACUCUGAUUCUCAGAAAAGCUCUUCUCUUUCUUUGAUUCGAAGGAACUCUCCGUGUUCUCUCUCUCCUAAAUCAUCAUUCAUGAAACCCAAGAUGGAAAAAGACAUCCAGCCCGAGGUUGGAAAAUGUCACUAUUCUAGGAGUGAGGAGACAAAACCAAGAUCAGCUUCAGAUGUUGGCUUACGUAGCAUGCCAAGAACAGGUAUGAAGAAAGAGCCUGGGCAGAGUCCUUCGAUUAGAGCAAAACCAAUUGUUAGGCCCAAACCAUUCCUGAACAAGGCAGAUUCUCAGAGUCAAGAAAAGAUGGAUAUCAGCACUUUAAGGCGUCAGCUGAGGCCGACUGGGCAACUCAGAGGUGGACUUAAAGGUUCUAGAAGUGAAGAGUCUGAAAACCCACCACACACAGCUUCUGAAAACCACGAUGAUCAUGUUAGGAGGGGCUCAGCUGACCUCAUCACAGUUCCUUCCCGUGGCAUUUUCUGUUCUAGCCAUCCAACCAAAACUGAGCAGGAAAAUGAUUCCAGGUGUUUCUAUGUGACCACUGACUCAUACCAGAAGGUACAGGAUUCUGAAAUUUGCUUCCCAGCAGGUGUAGAAGUGGAAGUGCUUGAAAAGCAAGCCAGUGGGUGGUGGUACCUGAAAUAUGGAGAUAUGGAAGGCUGGGCUCCUUCCCAUUACUUGGCUCUCCCUGAUAACCAGCAAGAAACCAUGUCAGCGGAGACCGACGCCUCAUUUGCCAGGAACAGGAAAAAUGAAAAUAAAUCAAACAGCUUAGAGAAGAUAGAGAAGAGGGUUCAGGCUUUGAACACCAUCAACCAGAGCAAACGUGCCACACCACCCAUCCCAAGCAAACCUCCAGGUGGAUUUUCAAAAACAUCAGGACCUGUAAAAAUGCGGAAUGGUGUGAGGCAGCUUGCUGUCCGGCCUCAGUCGGUGUUUGUCUCCCCACCACCUAAGGAUAACAACUUGUCGUGCUCCUUGCGCAGAAAUGAGUCUUUAACAGCCACAGACCAUCUUAGAAAUGUGCGUCGGAAUUCCUCCUUCAGUAAUGCACGGUCGCAGCCAGGUGAUGCAAAGGGAAAGCAGCCUGAGAGGUCGGGCUCUGAGGGUUCAGAGACCACCUCCAACCUUCCCACCCAGAGGAAUGGGAUCCCCGUGUCUACUGUCAGGCCAAAGCCCAUUGAAAAAUCGCAGUUCAUCCAUAACAAUCUCAAGGACAUCUAUGUUUCGAUUGCAGACUAUGAAGGGGAUGAGGAGACUGCAGGGUUUCAAGAAGGUGUCUGUAUGGAGGUCCUUGAAAGGAACCCAAAUGGCUGGUGGUACUGCCAGAUCAUGAAUGGUGUGAAGCCAUUCAAGGGCUGGGUGCCCUCAAAUUAUUUGGAGAAAAAGAACUAGUAUUGCAAUAUCUUUAACCUUCCUAAUUUAUACUGUUCCUGCUGUGUACAUGUGGAAAAAAAUAACUGCUAUACAAAAAGACCUUUCCCAUGUGCCCCAGUUUGUACAAAGGGACGAAGGAGUCUAUGCUGAGGACGAAUCUGCCAUGUUCUGGAGAGGUUUGUGGGGUUAACAUGUUGUAAGCAACUAUGAAGAUGCAGCAGUCAACUGCCUUUUUGUGAAGUUGUUAAUAAUCUUAUAUGUGUAACAGGGUAUGACAUCCCAUCUUUCCCGUUAUUGAUAGGAAACCAAGUGUGUGCCUUUCAUGAGAGAAAUACACAUGCAUCUCAACUUGGGGAGUUCUGUGCCAAACUCUUGUACAAUCUUGGCUCCCUUUUCUCCUCAAUCUUGUCCGUAUGUGGAAUACCCAAGAGUUUCGGAUGCAUUUCUACAACUUGCAGUGAGAAGCAAAUGGAAUUUUCUGAAACACAAAGGGACUCGAAUCCUUUGGAGAAGCUUUUUUUUUUUUUGCUUUUUUUUUCUUUUUUUUCUUCUCAACAGUUGUUUAGUCCAGAGUUGGAGCCUUUUCAUCGUGGAGAGAUUUGGUCUCUGACUUCAUCUGUGUUUUGUUCUUUUUGCUAAUUUACCCGAAAUGGCGAUCAGGUGGUGUUGGUUGGGGGGCUCCUUGUUUCCUUUCUUUCUGUCUUCUCCUUUGAGUUGAUUUCAGGUGUUUUAGGGCAGCAAUGCCUACUGGUGCUUGUAAAAACAAACCUACAAACCCUAUGCUUAAGCACGUUUAUUACUUUGUAGGCUCCCUAUUUAGUUCUGUGCCUGACUUCUGCCAGGAGAUCCUGGUUGAGUCUCUUUACAGAACUGGGUUUCUCAAAACUUGUCAUAUUAUCAAAAUGUACAAAAGUCCCUUAAGACACUGAACACGUGGCUGUCAAAUGUGUUGCUUCUGCUUUUUUAGCAGUCUGGUCCAAAUCCAAGCAUACUGUCUGCUAGCAGGGCCCACAGAGGUAUUAGUUAGAAAUAGCUGUAACCUUCUGCAACAUCAGUGUUUACAAUGAGGGGGGAAAAAAGCCAUCAAACUCGGUCUGCACAUCCUUAAUUUGUAUAUUUUUGGGGAAUUGUUUUUCCAUGUUUUGUUUCUUUUCUGUGCAUUCUGGGUUAACUUUUUCGGUUUUUUUUUUUUUUUUGUCUUGGUUUACCAGAAGAGACUUAAAACUGAAAUAGGAGCCAAAUAUGUGUUUCUGUUCCCACUUGAAUCCAAGAAGUACAUUUGUACUGGAAAGUGUGCCUGGGCUUUUCAGGCUCAGGGAUUUAAUAUCAAAGUAAUUAAGUCUAAAACACAUUAACCGGGAAGCUGCCUCUUCUAGUUCCAUUUCUAUUUGUUUUUUUUUUUAACUCAUGCUUUGAAAUGUGGCACCUGGUGAAGAUGGCGUUGUGUGAAAUAGAAGAGGCAUCCACUGCAGAAGGCUUUGGAAUAUGAAGUUAUUCUUGAGGUAGCCAACUCUUGUACUGUAAACAUCAUUGGCCAAAUCCCUACUGUACUUGAGAAAGCCUUGCUUGUUUGUUUUUUUUAUUUUUAAAAUGGUUCUGUUAAUCACUCUAAAUCUAAUUCUUUUAAAUAAUAGGUAGUCUUGUGUGUCUGUUUUAAGAGGGAAGAGGCAUACUAUUUCACUACUGGUUUACACAAGAUGAUACAUGCCCUUUUUUUCCACCAGAGCUUCAUACGAUUUGGCUUGGAAGGUAAAGGUUACAAAGACUUUAAAAUAGCUGGGAUCAAGGGUCUGAGUAAAAUAGCACAACAGUAUUGUGUUAUGGGGGAUGUUUCUCUGCCAAAAAAAAAUUAUACAAUUUAUACGUUGUUCUUGUCUUUAUUCUUUUUUUUUGGGGGGGGGGAGGUGGGGCUUUUAAUUGCUAUGGUAAUAUUGAGAGAGUUGCCUACAGCUAACCUGUCUGAUAUCCUUUAGGUGGCUGAAACAACAUCGAAGUGCCACAACAGGCUACAAGCAGUGCUGUGUUUUGAGCGGCUCUCAGAAUCCAGGCAGGGAGGGGUGGGUGUUUGGGAUCCCUUUCAGUUGUGGUAGCAGGAGAAGGAGGUGUAUCUGCACAACAGCUUGUAUCAGUGUGCAGGGCCCUCUUUGUACCUUACAUCUUACCAUAUAAUAUAUAUGUAUGUAUCCAGUUGGCUUCAUCUUACUGGAUGUGUAUCUGAGGCAUUGUGGCCCAGUCUCAUACUUCUCCCCAUCUUUAGUUGUACUAAUAUGGUCGCAGCUGUAAAAGGCUGUUGGAGCUGUUGUGAGAUUAUAAUAGAAGUAUUAUAUUCUUCUGCUGGACAGUAUUAAAUAGAGCAAUACAUAGAGUUAUCUGCUAGAUUGCAGUACUAAUAGUAGUGACUUAGUGACUUGUAUUAAUGUUAUGAUUUAUUUUAACAAUAAUGAUGCGGAAGUGGUUCAUUAUUUUGAAUUAAUGCACUUUAACAAUAAAAGAAACCAAAAUGGAAGCCAAUGCAGAGAACUAAGUGCAUUAUUUAAAGGUGCAGUAUAUAAUUAUCAUUUUCUUGAAGCACAUAUUUAUUAAGAAUUAACUUAUUAUUUAAAAUAUUCUAAAGUUGUUUAGAGACAUUCCCACCAAGUCGUCUCUUUGGGGGGAAGUAGAAGCACAGCUCCCAGAUCUUCUGCAUUGAGCCACUGAAUUCUUCAAGUAUGGUGCAGAGUGAUGUGAGCCCCCCGCCCAGGGAGAGGAGAGCAGCAUACAGCUCAGAUAGGAAAGCCCAGGCUCCGACAAAUAGUCACACUUGCAUCCAGCCAAAGUUGAGCCCGGAGUAUCUCUGAGCUGCAGGAGUCCUUGUAGGAUUUGAGAAGGAAAAGCUGCUUUUUGUGGCUGUUUGUGAUGCUUGGUGCCACAUGUCUUGCACGAUGCUGAAUGGCACAGAUGGGUGGUGCCUGUAAUAUCACCAGGCUUUUCUCAAGCAUCAGCCCAGUGCACACACUGGCCCGAUUGCUCCUUUAUCGCAUCUUGAAAGCUCUGUGAGGGCUGAGGAAAGCCAGAGCCUAUAGAUGAGGCUGCAAAGCCAGUGCUGUUGUGGCUACCCCUGCCCUUCUUUCUCAGCCUGCACUCGCAGAAGGGAUGAGUGCAAAUUAGCUGCUUGUUGUCAGCAAUGAGUGAGGGCUGCUGCCUGACACACUGGGCUUCACACCCAGUGGGAAGGCUCUGGUUUGGGCUUCCUUUUAUUUGAUGCUUGUACCUCUGAAGGGCACUUCUAAAGCAAAUACCAUACCCCAGCAGCCCCCAAAAAUACUGUUAUUUUCUUUUCUUUGUCCUCUCCUCUUGCUGUUAUCACAGGUGAUUUAUUUUUGUUAUUUUUUUAUUCUUGCAACUGAAAGAUACCAGGUCAAUUUUUAAUUUUUUUUCCAUUGGCAAGCAGCUAGCUCCCCAAAAUUGCAAGCCAUUUUCUUUGUUAGCUGUGAAACAAAGGGAAAGGCCCUGAAGUCCAUCAGAGAAGCUGACUGCAGGGCAAACCUGGAAGGGGGGGCUCAAAGGACAGUGCAGUGCUGGAAGCGUUUUAGCUCUUCUCUGAAAUGUUCAUGUCGCCUUAAGCUUUAUUUACUAAAUUUGUCAGAACUGACACUGGAUCAAGAGCAAUAUUUAAACAUAAUAUACACCUCAGUGGGCACUCAAUGCAGAAAUCAGUAGUACUGUUUAAAUCUCCCUCUUUCUGUUCUUGAACCAGACAGAAGAGGAAGUGGGGCCCCAGCGAUGCCAAUUGCAGCAGAAGGGAGCCCUCAUCUGGGGGAGAGGUGGCUGCUGUCACCACUGCCCUCGCUGUCCCAAAAGCCUUGAAUUGGAACCAACAGAGAACCCCAAGCCCAACACCAUAGAACAAAAUUUGAGAAUGUGAAAAUUGCAUCUUGCUGUAUACUGCAACUUUAAUAAUAAUGAGCACUUCUGAGUUCGUUAUUGAGGUUUAUAUAAUGCCUGAAAGAUUUAAUUGCUGUUUUCCUCUGUCUCCCAGUUCAUCCCACUUUCUUGUAAUAGCAGUAAUAUGGGUUUGUUGGCUGCCCUUCUCCGUGGAAGGCAGUUCCUGCUAAUUCUUCUCUCAUGUCUUGCAGUGGGUAGGUGCGGCCAUAUGUACCAGUCCUUUGCAAGCCAAACUUUCCAAGAUAAAGGAUGCAAUGGGCAUGUGCCAGGUUAUUGAAUCACUGUACAAAAACAGCACAUGCUCAGUAAUUUUACAGAUUGAAAUUGGCUCAUGGUUUGAAAAUGGAUUUUCACAUGCACUAGUACAGCUAAAACAAGGAUGUGGCCCUUGUGGAUGCACUCCAAAGGCUCUUUCCAUUGCAAUGCUAUAAAGUUUGACGAAGGCAUUAUAUGACUGUUUCCAUCACUUUCAGAUCUUAAUGAAUCGUAUUUUAUUGUAAUAUAUAUUCAUUGCUUUCCUCAGUUAAAAAGAAAGUUACUGCUUUUAUCUUAUAUGAAAAACAAGGGAAUUUGGUAAAGCAUUCAUUAUUUUCAUAUUCCUAGUAUUAACAGAAUAGAACUAGUACUAUUUAAUUUUAGAUCUUCAUAGCUAGCUUGUUAAUAACUCAUAUUUUCCUGUGUUGUAUCCUACUAUUUUUUUCUAUUUUUUUUCCCAAAUACUCUGCAUUCUUGAGGAAAAAAAAAAUAUCAAAUCCAGUGAGUGGAUAAGUGCAAUAUUCAUCGAAUAAACAGGCCCCUCAUCCAGGACUUGGAGUGGAACGUGCAGUGUGAAAUGUUUGCAAUUCUCUAUUCAUGCACUCUUAUGGGAACAGGAGAUGCAGGGGAGGGGCAGGUGGAUGAAAACGGGACCCUUGGGUCGGUAGGGAUGGAUAGCUGGGGCUGUUAGUCUUGGAAUGGCUGCUUGUCAUAGAGAGCAUCACCUGGUACUAAAAGUGUAAGGAUUAUGCAGCAUGUUGCCAGGUUUGUGUAUAGGGUGUGCAUUAAUGUCCUUAUUAAUACAGGACUUCUGAGCUAUGCUUUAAGUACUCUGUAUGUCAUCCUUGCAUGAUACUGCCUUCUCGUUUGUCUCUGCUGGUGGUUUUCCUCUUUUGCUUCAGAAUCAAUAACUUAAGAAAAGAAAAUACUUCUGCUGGUGCUGUCUCAAGUUUUGAUACUGUACUGUUAUUUGUAUUUAUUCUAGAGCUGUGGAAAUGUAUUUCUGUAUGUCCUCAUUUCUUUUUUUUUUUUUCUUAGGUUAAUAAUAAAGAAGAAAGUCCCCAUUUUUAUCCAGGUUACUUCUCACCUGCAGAAUUUCACAGCUAAUUUGAUUUUUGAAAUCCUAGUUCCUGGCUUGCAAAGGAUGAUCAUUCAGUUCCAAAGUAAAGCUGAGCAGAAACUCUGCUCUUCAAAAAAAAAAAAAUUAAAAAAAUCCAAUUUGAAAGGAUGGAGAAUUUCCACCUGUCCAGAGUAAUGUCACCAUCCAGGUAGCAGCAAAACCUCUCUUUGAAAAACUGGACUGUUUUAAUGAGAUCCAAAAGUAAUGUGAAAGACAAGCAUUGGGUUCUUUGAGCUCUGGGGAGUGUUUCUCCUGAAGCUCUACUUGAUGUCCCUGGAGGGCAGCUGUACCUCAACCUUCUGCUUAAUUCUUGUCAUGCUGCCCUUGAGUUUGUGAAAAGGCCUGGCUGUUACCAGAGACCUUUGCAUUCAAAUAAGAACUGAGUUCUGCAGCAGUACUGAAAUAGAUGUUUUUCAAAAUCCUGUCAUUGAUACUAACACUUUACACAUUAAUCUUGUUUUGGGGAGCCAACCUAAUUUUUUCACUUGCUCUUGUCCAAGCCAGCCAGAAGUCCAGGAGCAUCAGUAGGGUUACAAUGGCAGAAACCCUCAUGAGCGCUCACCACAGCCCAUUCUCCUAAAGUUAGGAGCAUGGGAGUGCUGAGCCUGGGGCUGCCAUGUACCAUCUGCUGCAUGCAGGUUGUGCGGCUUUGUAAGACCCACUGGAGCUUUGCUGCUGUCUUGCCAGUGUCUUUCCAAUACUAGCAGCUCCUUCUCUGGCAACGUCAGAUGUUAUUUAUCCAUGUAGCAAAGUGUUGUGUGUAAAUUCAGUGUUCAGUAGCUGCCAACAGCACCAAUACAAUGGUUCAAGAGCAAAUGUUUAUUUUUCUUCCAUUUGCUUUUAAUUGUUUGAUAGAAGCAGGAACCACCAAUGUGGCAAUGCAUAGGGAAUGUGUUUGCAUGCUUGAACUCUUCAAUGGCCUCUGCUAGCUGUGCCCGGUGCUUCUAUUUCUUUUUCUGUCUCUCUGUGCUGCUCAGUGGCCACCUCUGUUGUUUGUCUGUAGCUUCAGAUGAAGUACUGUAUGUAGGGCCGCAUCCAGAGUUCUCUCCCAGACUUGGGGUUGCAAUGUAGAUUGCUGUUGCUGCUUUCCCUCCUCAUCUUAGAGCCAGUUGGAGCACCCAGAGUUCCCCAGAACUUCCUCUUGGGUAUCUUUCUUGGGGUGUCAGCUGUGUGGAGUGUCCUUACACCACAGCCGGGGCUUUGUAGUGAUCCCUGGGGUGAAAGCUGAGUGCAGACCCGAUGGCACAGGCAGAACAAAGUAGCUUCUCCCAUUUUAUAAUGUCAUGGCUGGGCUGGUCCCAUCACCAAUGUUCUUCGUUUGUUCUUGCAUCGAGGUAGUGUUGAUUCUAGUUGAAGAGUGCUAAUUUUGUUUUGUUUUGUGUUUGGGUUUUUUUUUGUUUGUUUGUUUUCUUUAAUAAAUAAAUUUGGUUUAAAGCUUCACACUGGCAUUUUUACAGACCUGUUUUUGUCAGCAUAAACCACCGCUGUCCUGAGUUGAGACUCCUGUUUGUUACUGAAUCAAACUAAUGGAAACUGUAUUAAUGAUUUGGAAAGAAAUGAAAGGCAACUAUAUUGGUGGGGGGGUGGGAAAAGAUAAAAUACAAGGGGAAAAAGUGUUUCUAAUAAGGCCGUAAAUUAUUUGAUCUGACACUGCAGGUGCUUUCUCUGUAUAAAUGGUUUUCAUACAUCACUGCUCUGUGUUAGGAUUUUUCAUUACUGAGAAAAGUUGAGUUUUACACUCUGUGACGAUGGAAGUCUGUAUCCUGAAGCCAGUGAUCCCCCCAAAGCAAGACAAAUAUAUGCCAUGUGAUUGCUGUACUGGAGGCACUUUGUACUUUUCUUUCUCGGUCCCUGUUUGGUGCAGGGAAGAAGCAGAGGGGAGGGAGAAUCGCAUGGCAUUGCCAAAACCCCAUCGUCAUUCUUGGAGGCAUCAAAUUGGGUUCUGGGUCUGGAUCCCCUGAGCAUCCAGGUUGGGCUUGUCUGUCCUAUAGAAGCAGGAUAGCAGAAAAUACUGCAGUCACUGGAACUUAGCCUGUAACCAUUAACAAACUGGAGCAAAUAAGAAGGGAAUUAAAAAAAAA